GCUCGGGCAGCUCUCCCGUGCCGCUUCUUCCGUCCUCUGAGCCCGGCCCCCAGUUCUGCCGGCGGUCCCCGUUACCGAACAGCGUGCGUUCCGCCGCCUGGGCACACGUCAGCGUGUUCUGCAGUGGCGGGUCGGUGGGGAAUGCUGGUGAUCGUGUACCAAAGAGAAACUUUCGCAGCCCAGGAUGAAGACUCAGUGCGUCUCAUCCUUUUUUCAGCACAUGAGUCAGUGCGUUGUCCUGCUGCUGACAAAGGUUAUAGAGCACUUUUGCAUCAGCUGCGCUACGGAGCCGGGGAUCUCGCACUGCGAGCACCUCUGACAGCCACUGCGUCAUCCCUAAGAGGAGGCCCGCUUAUGCCUGUUCAGGGAUAAACGGCUACUAGGUGAAUUAAACACUGAGAACCUUGACAGAAUUGAUACUGGAGGUGAAGAUAAACGUGACUAUCUACGGUAUUGGCUCUGAAAGCUUGCUGCCACUAUCAGUGCUCUGCCUUGCGUGCUGGGAUCAGCGUAUCUCUGCAGGUGCUGUAGUUGGAAGAGACUUUUGGAGGCCUUCAGGAAGCCGAGAUAGCAUAGCCUCCAGCAGUGGGAGAUGGUUUACUCUAAACUGUUCUAACAUGAGUGCUGAUAGUUGUCUGGCCAUGCUGGCUCACUGCUUCCUCCUCUGAGGUUGCCGAGUUAGAAUUCGUUAGUGUGUUUUCUUUGCAGUAUGCACUCGCUGCAAUUGUAUGGUGUUUUCUUAGCAAGGGCAAUCAAGAUUAUGUUUCAUUUAGCCUAUUCAUUACUCUGACUUUUUUUUUUUUGUUAUUGUAGGUGACUCAGCUGUUGUAUGUAUGAGAUUUGUCCACACACUGGCUCUUCAGACAGGUCUUCCAUAUCUCAAGUCGAGAAGUUCCAUAUCAUACUAAACAUGGAGAAAGAAGAAAAGAAAUAUGUCAAUAAAGCAGAGGAAGAUGAGAUGGAGAUCUAUGGCUAUGAUCUGUGUCGCUGGAAGCUGGUGCUAGUUACUGUAGGAGUGAUCUGUUCUGGUGGCUUUCUUCUCCUCCUUCUCUACUGGAUGCCCCAGUGGCGUGUGAAAGCAACGUGCAGAAGGACUACCCUGAAGGACUGUGAGGUGGUUCUGCUGAGGACGACUGAUGAAUUCAAGAUAUGGUUUUGUGCAAAGGUUCGCAUUAUGCCUUCCUUGGGAGCCAAUCCUUUACAGAAUCCUAAUCCUAUUGUGCACAAGGUUUCAAAUGGCCAUGCUGUUCAUUUCUCUGAAUCUGCUGCAGAAGAGAAUAAAAAUGAUUCGAGAAAACAUUUGCCUAUUCGUUACUUCACACAUCACAGUGUGAAGUAUUUUUGGAAUGAUUCAGUUCAAAGUUUUGAUGUUGUACGAGGUCUGGAUGAAUCUACCUUCUGCUCUGCAAUUCAUAACGAACACAGCACAGGACUGACAAAGGGAAUGCAUGAUUACAGAAAAGCAUUCUAUGGAGUAAAUGAAAUUGCUGUGAAAGUGCCUUCCAUUUUUAAGCUUCUGGUUAAGGAGGUUCUCAACCCUUUUUACAUUUUCCAGUUGUUCAGUGUGAUAUUGUGGAUCACUGAUGAGUAUCACUACUAUGCAUUAGCAAUUGUGAUUAUGUCUGUAAUAUCCAUUGUUAGCUCACUCUACACCAUUAGAAAGCAAUAUGUUAUGUUACAUGACAUGGUAGCAGCUCACAGCAUUGUAAGGGUUUCUGUCUGCAGAGGAAACCAAGAAAUAGAAGAAAUCCUUUCCACCGACCUCGUGCCUGGAGAUACCAUGUUGAUUCCAUCCAAUGGGACAAUUAUGCCGUGUGAUGCAGUCCUGCUCAGUGGUACUUGCAUUGUAAAUGAAAGUAUGCUAACAGGUGAAAGUGUUCCUGUCACAAAGAUUAAUCUGCCAAAUCCUUCGGAAUAUCCAAAAGCGGUGGGAGAUGAGAUCUACAGUCCCGAAGUGCACAAGCGGCACACGCUGUUCUGUGGAACCAAUGUCAUUCAGACCCGGUUCUACACUGGAGAGUUGGUCAAAGCUCUGGUAGUGAGAACAGGCUUUAGUACUGCUAAAGGACAGCUUGUUCGUUCCAUACUGUAUCCAAAGCCAACUGAUUUUAAGCUCUACAGAGAUGCCUAUUUGUUUCUUCUGUCUCUGGUGGUGGUGGCAGGCUUUGGGUUUCUUUACACAAUUAUCCAUAGCAUCUUAAAUGAGGUUCCAGCUCGUACCAUCAUCAUCGAGUCUCUUGACAUUAUCACUAUUACGGUGCCUCCAGCACUCCCUGCUGCUAUGACUGCUGGCAUCGUUUAUGCACAAAGAAGGUUGAAGAAAAUUGGCAUCUUCUGCAUCAGCCCACAAAGGAUAAAUAUUUGUGGCCAGCUGAAUCUUGUGUGUUUUGAUAAGACUGGCACACUUACUGAGGAUGGCUUGGAUCUUUGGGGAAUUCAGAGGGUGGAAAAUGCUCGUUUCCUUUUGCCGGAAGAGACGGCUUGCAGUGAGAGCUUGCUGAAGUCAGAGUUUGUUGCUUGCAUGGCAACUUGUCAUUCCCUUACAAAAAUUGAAGGGGUGCUUUCUGGGGAUCCGCUUGAUUUGAAGAUGUUUGAAGCAAUAGGAUGGAUUUUAGAAGAAGCAACUGAAGAGGAAACAGCCCUUCAUAAUCGAAUCAUGCCAACAGUGGUUCGACCUUCAAAACAACUUUCCCCAGAAUCCAAGCAAGCAACAGAUCAAGAAAUGGAAUUGUUUGAGCUGUCGACUGGGUAUGAAAUUGGAAUCGUGCGCCAGUUUCCAUUUUCCUCAGUGCUGCAGCGCAUGUGUGUAAUAGCCAGGGUUCUAGGGGAAAAGAGAAUGGAUGCUUACAUGAAAGGUGCCCCAGAAGUGAUUGCCAGCUUGUGUAAGCAGGAAACAGUUCCUGUUGACUUUGAGCGUGUCCUGGAAGAAUACACUAAGCAGGGCUUCCGAGUUAUUGCUCUUGCUCACAGAAAACUGGAGUCUAAGCUUACGUGGCACAAAGUCCAAACUAUUAGCAGAGAUGCUAUUGAAAGCAACAUGGAUUUUUUGGGGCUAAUUAUAAUGCAAAACAAGUUAAAGCAAGAAACCCCUGCUGUACUUGAAGAUUUGCAUAAAGCCAACAUUCGCACUGUCAUGGUUACAGGGGAUAACAUGUUAACUGCUAUCUCUGUGGCCAGAGACUGUGGAAUGAUUCUACCUCAGGAUAAGGUCAUUAUUGCUGAAGCACUACCUCCAAAGGAUGGGCAGGCUGCCAGGAUCAACUGGCAUUAUGCAGAUACCCUCGCAAAAUGCACUAGUUCAUCACCAGCCAUAAACUCAGAGGAUAUUCCAGUUAAAUUGGUCCAUGAAAGCCUUGAGGAUCUCCAGAUGACAAAAUACCAUUUUGCAAUGAAUGGGAAGUCAUUUGCAGUGAUUUUGGAGCAUUUUCAGGACCUGGUACCCAAGCUCGUGCUACAUGGCACUGUGUUUGCUCGCAUGGCACCUGAUCAGAAAACUCAGCUGGUGGAAGCUUUACAAAAUGUAGAUUACUAUGUGGGCAUGUGUGGAGAUGGAGCAAAUGACUGUGGGGCACUGAAGAGGGCACACGGUGGUAUAUCUCUGUCUGAACUUGAGGCUUCUGUGGCAUCACCAUUCACUUCCAGGACACCCAGUAUUUCCUGUGUGCCAAAGCUGAUCAGGGAAGGCCGUGCUGCUUUAGUAACUUCCUUCUGUGUGUUUAAAUUCAUGGCACUGUACAGCAUCAUCCAGUACAUCACUGUUACUUUGCUGUAUUCUAUCCUGAGCAAUUUGGGAGACUUCCAGUUUCUCUUCAUUGAUUUGGCAAUCAUUUUGGUGGUUGUCUUCACUAUGAGUCUGAACCCUGCUUGGACAGAGCUUGUUGCACGAAGGCCUCCAUCAGGUCUUAUCUCAGGUCCACUUCUGUGUUCCGUGUUGUCUCAGAUCAUCAUCUGCCUUGCUUUCCAAACCUUGGGGUUCUUUUGGGUCAAACAGCAGCCCUGGUACAAGCCUUGGACACCAGACUCUGAUGCAUGUAAUGUGUUGGACGCACGGAACACCAGCUCUGCACACCACGGGAAUGAGACUAUCCAUGAUGAACAUUACAUUAAAAAUUAUGAAAACACAACUUUGUUUUUUAUAUCCAGCUUUCAGUACCUCAUAGUGGCAAUUGUCUUUUCUAAAGGAAAGCCCUUUAGACAACCAUGCUACAAAAAUUUUCUGUUUGUUUUAUCUGUUAUAGUUCUUUAUGUCUUCAUAUUUUUCAUCAUGUUGCAUCCUGUUGAACCUAUCGACGCAUUUCUUGAGCUUGUGUGUGUGCCAGCGGAGUGGCGCCUAAGAAUCGUCAUCAUCGUUGUUCUAAAUGCAGUUGUAUCCGUGCUGACAGAGAAUGUCCUCCUUGAUAUGAUCCUUUGGAAGGUUGUGUUCAAUCGAGACAAACAAGGAGACUCUCGCCUCACCAUACCCCAGCCGCCUCAGGAGGCUGGGGACCGCUGUGGAGUCUGUUUCCUUUCUUCCCUGUUUGGUUGUAGAGAGAAGACACCAAAAGCCAAGUAUAUGCACCUAGCUCAGGAACUGCUGGUUGAUCCAGAAUGGCCACCAAAACCCAGGACAACAACAGAAGCAAAAGUACCAUCCCAAGAAAAUGGUUCAUAUCAAAUCAUCACUGUAACGUAGCAGUGGAUCUUGGUGGCAUGUAUCUUUAGUAGUAUUCAGAAGAAUGUAAUUUUAAGGCUUUAUUUGAAACUGCAGUGUGCUAAAUGUCGAAUUCUGAUGCAGAUAUUUCCAACUGUUUUGUCUCUCUGAACACAAAAUUCAGAGCCAGGCGUCUUAUGGCUAUACAUUUUAAAAAUGUAAGUUACUUUAGGCAGAACAAAAAUGAUUGUGUUUCCUUCCACCUUCUUUCAGAUUUCAUUGUUCCUAAAUGAGAUGCAUUUGAAGGUUUAAACUGCAGGGCAGUUAAAAUAGGUUCACAUUAUUUGCCUGGAAUAUCUUAAUAGUUGUUCUAACCUGCAUAUCUGGGCAUGUGUUCAUAUAAACCCUAUGAUGUGAUGGUUUCAUGGCUGUACUAGAGGUGCAUAAUAACCUUGUCAUGGUUUGGGGUUUUUUUUUUUGUGUUUUCUUUUUGGUUGGUUGGCGUUAUUUUGUUUAGUUGGUUUUUAUUUGAGUGAUGAAAAGUUUUGUGCCUCAGAACGGUUGUAAAGUUUGUAUGUGUGUACCUCUAAGUUUGUAUCUAUUAGUAAGGAGUGUUUCCAGGUGUAAUGUUUGGGUUCUAAGUUCAAUUCUUUAAUCUGCCACAGCAGGAAUUGGGAAUGCUGUAGAAGCAAUAUGCUAUGUCCUUAAGAAAUAAGCACAUUGCUUUCAUGUGGAUUCUUGACUUCUCUUCUAGCUAACCACAAGGAAGGCUUAGGUGGCCUACAGGGGAAGAGCCAUUUGGCUACACUCUAAAGUUUUUGGAGAAAGAAGGAUGGAGAAUCUAAACACUUUCCUCUAUGUCAUGUUUUAUUACAUUUAGCUAUGCAUUUCUCCAUAGACCGUGCUUUUUCUGGCAGAAGGGUUGGAUUAUCCCUUUGUGGACCAUGGUUUUUUUUUGUAAAUCUAAAGAUCAUUUUCCUAUACACCUUCAAGUAGUAAGGCCAGAGUUACUGCUGCAAGGGAUGUGGGAGUGGGAGGGAGGUAUUGUCACAUGCCCACGCGUGGGAUUUGUGCACGUUAAGAGCACAGGCAUUUCAAAGAGUCUGCUGGUGUCUUAGGCGCUACAUGUAGCUGUACGAAACAAAAUUAAGAGAAAAUUAAGCUGAAGUCUGUCUUGCUGCAGAACUAUAAGGCUUAUGCAGAUUUUAUUUAUUAAAAAAAAAAAAAAAGAUGAAAAAAAUAAAAGCUUGUAUCACCACUAAUGCUGCUUAAGCACUAGGGGUAGCCAUACAUCAUUUUGCCAUGAGGCAGUAUCAGAACACAAGACCACUAGAAAAAGAGGUCUACAAAGAAGUAGAGGCAGACAGCACUUUGACUUGCAAGGCUUAAAACUUUUUUUUUUUUUUUAAACUACAAAUUAUAUUAUUUCGAAACCAUUGUCAACUUUGUAAAUGUUUGGAAAAGACUUCCUUAGUGUCUUUGGGAAGAUGAUAAAUAUUGAGUCUUGAUCAUUCUAUUUUUGACCAUGGGCAACUAACUGCUCCAGACACCUCCAAGCUUUGGGGGGAGAUCUGAGGUCUGAAGAAGUCAUGAUUCUGUAGAGAUCCUUUAGAGAAGGAAGUGGGGUCCUUUAAAGUAGUUGUGGAAUGAGGGCCCCAGACCCACUGGCUGGCUGGGAUUGUUUUGAAGUGUGUAUAUUCUGAUGAUGGAAUUUGAGGUUUUGAUGUUAGGGAUUUUUUUUCUUUCUUUUUUCACUUUCUUUCCU
This is a messenger RNA of Vidua macroura (Pin-tailed whydah), 6395 nucleotides long. It is a transcript of the gene ATP13A3, whose product is annotated as ATPase 13A3. NCBI's taxonomy places the organism in Eukaryota, Metazoa, Chordata, Aves, Passeriformes, Viduidae. Gene Ontology annotation, molecular function: ATPase-coupled monoatomic cation transmembrane transporter activity; polyamine transmembrane transporter activity; P-type ion transporter activity. The record is from RefSeq and is a predicted model, not a curated record. Bases 830 to 4672 code for a protein of 1280 amino acids. The transcript is spliced from 33 exons. Gene Ontology annotation, cellular component: late endosome membrane. Gene Ontology annotation, biological process: intracellular calcium ion homeostasis; polyamine transmembrane transport.